AUGUUCAUCGCACACAGAGUGUGGUGCGAUUCUCGUUUCUCUCGUUUCACUCGUCUACUGAAUUCAACACAUGCCCAUCGCAUCGGGCACGAAUUGUUCAUUUGGUUCAAUAAUAUUUUGGUUUCAUCCGCUGUAUCAGCAGUUUUCGCGCCAAUUCAGACAAUUGUCAUCGCAAUAGAUGAAAUUAUUUUCAUUGUUCACUGUUUGCACAAUAUACAUUUAAUGAAUUCAAAGAAAAUACCGUAAUUGAAUGAUAGUUCAGACAUUUUAUGUUUGAUUUUGAUUUUAUUUUGUUUGAAUAACGUGAAUUUGUUUGAAAAAAAUAUGAGUGAUUCACCGUCUUGUUCGCGGUCAAAGCGCCAAAGGAUCGACAAACACGGUCGUUUCGCGGCAUUGGAGCGAUUGAAAAAUCUCAAAGGAAACAAAAACAAAUAUGAAGUGGCCGAAAUUGAAAAUGUUUACGAGGAAGUGUCCGAGAGAGAAUAUUCGGAGCGAGUGUUGUCACGGGCAAAUGAUGAUUGGAUUGAAGACGAUGGCACGGGCUACGUCGAAGACGGCCGUGAAAUUUUCGACGAUGAAGAAGUGGAGGAAGAAAAUGAAGAAACCAGAAAACGUGACAAAGCCAACAAGAAAGGGAGCAAAAAGCGUGUCCGUGAUGUGAACAAACCGGUGGAAGGCAAUGCAUCGAUCCGUAGCAUGUUUGGCAAUGUGGUCGCCAAGAAGAAGGAAAACAAAGUCAAUAUCAAUGAAGAUGACAUUUUGGCGGAUAUCUUGGGUGAGAUUAAUCCCGAAUCGAAUGGCAACACAAGCACAUCAACCACUGCAAGUUCAAAGUCAAACACAUCAACAGCUACCAGUAAAAUGAAUAAAAAGACUGAAAUGGCUUUGGUUAAGGAUUAUAUUGCCAAUUUUUCAAAGGUUGUUCCACGCAAGCAAGAAACCAAAACCGAGUCCACCAGUGACGAUGAAAUAUUGGAACGUCUAUUGAAACCGGCCGUGAAUGGUACAGCAAAAGAUCAGUCAAACGUUCGUCGUUCUCUGAAGCGACCGCGCGAUGAAACAUCGCCAGUAAAGACUAAAGCCGAAAUGGAAUCAACACCAGCGAAAACGCCAAAUUCACAUUCCGCAACCAAUGGCACUGACAAGAGCCAUGUCGCAAUGAAAGCAGAACCAGUUACACCAAGUGUUGCGAAUGAUGUGGACAUGAACGAAUUGAUUGGUGACGAUUUGGAUUUCAGCAUGUUGGACGAUGCAGAGAAUCAGUUCAACGAACAUGUGGCUGAAACAAUGUCAGCUUCCAACGAGUCAAAAGCCAAGACGGAACAGAUCAAGGCCGAUUUACUGAAAAAAGAGAAUGAAAAUUAUGCCAAGCUAUUAUCGAGUUGGGAAAAUAGUUUUGCCGACGAAAAAGAUGAUGACGACGAAUUGCUGGGGUCAAUUGAUGUGGAUGGAACACAGGCAUCAAUUACAAACACCGUUGAUGGCAAGUCCAGCAUGAAAUUUUGGUAUUGGGAUGCCUACGAAGAUCCAAUCAAAUUGCCCGGCAAAAUUUUCCUAUUCGGCAAAAUUGUAUCGGACCAAAAUCCAAAGGAGUUCAAAUCGGUUUGCAUUACAGUGGAAAAUGUCAAUCGAUGCCUUCAUUUAUUGCCCCGUCGAUAUGCUUUGGAUCCCAUCACAAAACAGCCAACCAAGAAGGAAGUGGCAAUCGGUGAUGUUUACACGGAAUUCAACGACUAUCUCCCUCACGAUUUCAAGUGUAAAAAAGUCACGAAACAUUUUGCAUUCAACGUUCCGGGUGUGAAGGUGCCACAGACGUGUGACUAUUUACAGGUGCUCUACACUGCUAAUCACCCACCGCCAGACGCCAAGAAAGUGUUCAACACCAUCGAGCACGUCUUCGGUUGCAACACAAAUCCAUUGGAAACGUUUUUGUUGCAGCGCAAAAUCAAGGGGCCAUGUUGGUUGAACAUAAGCAAUUAUCAAGUGAGCAAAGUGCAACAGUCGACUUGGUGUAAUUUAGCGAUCACAUGUGCAAAUCCAUCAUUGAUAAGCGUAGCCACCGAUGUGAAAGCGUCGCCACCGCCAUUGGUCAUUGCCACCGUAUACGUUCGCACUGCUUUGCAUCCAAAAACACAGACAAAUGAAAUUGUUAUGAUUGCCUGUUUGAUCAAUAAUAAAUUUUCGGUGGACAAAAAGCCACCAAAUCCACCAUUCACAAAGCAUUUCUGCGGAUUUACGCGGCCAAGUUCACAGAACUGGCCAAUUGUUGGCAUGAAUGAUGCGGCUGCAAAGUAUAAGGGUUUGAAAGCAACUAAGCUAGAUUCAGAGCGUGCGUUGCUCAGUUGGUUUUUGGCCAAUUUCAAAAAUCACGAUGCCGAUUUGAUUGUUACGCACGAUGCAAGCGAUUGUCAGCUGGACAUAAUAUGCGAUCGAUUGCUGGCCAUAAAACUGCCAAUGUGGUCUCGAAUUGGUCGAUUGAAUUUGUCGGCAAUGCCGAAAAAGUUCAAGGAUUGUUUUGUGGGUCGCAUGAUAUGCGAUGUUAAAUCAUCAGCCGAAGAAUUAAUCAAAUCAAGAAGCUAUGAUUUGGAUACACUCUGCGAAACGGUGCUGAAACUCAAAGAGGGAGACCGAAUCGAGGUAUCAAAUGAUGAACUGCAUGAAAUGUACGAAAGUGCCGAUGGCAUUUUAAAAUUGAUUACUCUCACAUUGCAAGAUUGUUCAUACGUGCUGCGAAUCAUGUGUGAGCUAAAUGUUUUGCCGCUGGCACUGCAAAUUACAAAUAUUUGCGGCAAUUUAAUGAGCCGUACGCUGCAAGGUGGUCGCUCAGAGCGAAAUGAAUUUUUACUUCUACACGCAUUCGAUGAAAAGGAUUACAUCGUGCCGGAUAAGAAGAUUCGCGAAUCGAAUUGGAACAAAGACGAAAACAUGAUGGACCAAUCACAAGCAGUCAAUUCUACGCAGGCCUUUGGUGCAACGCAGGCCUUUGGUGGAACGCAAGCGAUCGCAUCAACACAAGCGCCAGCACAAGCACAAGGUGGACGAAAGAAACCUGCCUAUGCCGGUGGUUUAGUUUUGGAGCCCAUCAAAGGUUUCUACGACAAAUACAUUUUACUGAUGGAUUUCAAUUCACUGUACCCGAGCAUCAUUCAAGAGUACAAUAUUUGCUUUACCACCGUCGAUCCGCCCGAGCACGAAGACGAUCCGAUUGAUGUGCCGGACACGUUAUUGAAGCAAGGAAUUUUGCCACGUCAAAUUCGCAGUUUGGUCGAGUGUCGUCGUGAGGUGAAAAAACUGAUUGUGCCCGGUAUGGAUGCUGAUUUAAAGGCUCAGUACAAUAUUCGUCAGUUGGCUUUGAAACUGACAGCCAAUUCGAUGUACGGUUGCUUGGGUUUUUCACACUCACGUUUCUAUGCCAAACAUUUGGCUGCAUUGGUUACGCAAAAAGGACGUGACAUUCUGCUCAACACCAAGGGAAUCGUUAUGAAACUCAAUUUUGAGGUUAUUUACGGUGACACCGAUAGUAUAAUGAUCAAUUCACAUAGCACCGACUACGAUGAAGUUUUCAAAAUUGGCCAUUCAAUAAAACAAGCGGUCAAUAAAAUCUAUCGUCAAGUUGAAUUGGAUAUUGAUGGUGUUUACAAGUAUAUGCUGUUGUUGAAUAAGAAAAAGUAUGCUGCUGUCACGGUGACAAAGACCAAGGCAGGCGAAUUGGAGUGUCAUCAAGAGCACAAGGGAUUGGAUAUCGUUCGGCGUGAUUGGUCUCAAGUGUCAGUUAUGGCGGGUAAACUGGUUCUUGAUGAAUUACUGUCCGAUGCACCGUUGGAUGAACGUAUCGAAAACAUUCAUGCAAAAUUGGAGAAAAUUCGAGAUGACAUCAAUAAUGAUGAUAUUCCGUUGAAUAUGCUAACGAUCACAAAGCAAUUGACGAAAAAUCCACGUGAAUAUCAAAAGAUCCAAUCGAUGCCACACGUUCAAGUUGCACUGCGCAUGAACGCCUCGAAGAAUAAGCGAUACAAACGAGGCGACAUGGUUAGCUAUGUGAUUUGUGAGGAUGAAACGGAGAAUAAUCCAAUGCAACGUGGCUAUCAUUUGGAUGAAUUGAAGAGCGAAAGCAAAUUGAAGAUUGACAAAGUGUAUUAUUUGGCCAAUCAAAUUCAUCCAGUCGUAUCACGUCUGUUGAAACCAAUCGAAGGAACCGAUGCAGCGCGUAUCGCACAAUGCCUUGGCCUUGAUCCAAGCAAAUAUCGUGAAGGGGCACAAAGAACUUCAUACGAUAAUGAACGUAGUGAAACCAUCGGUGAGUCCAUUGUACAAUCGAAUGCCGCAAAAUAUCGUGCUUGUUCGAAGUUCACGUUCAAAUGUAUUGGAUGCAAAACGGACAACGUCAUCGCAAAGCCAUUUGCUAAGAUUGGCAACGAUUUUAAGCCGGUGCUCGACGCAUGUGCAAAUAAAGAGUGCCUUCAUCGUCCAAUCGAUCAAUUGGAAAAUAUUAAGAAUCACUUGUCGCUGGCGAUCAGAAAGGCUAUUCGAGACUACUACGACAAUUGGAUGGUGUGCGAUGAGCCGAACUGCAACCAGAGCACACGCACUUAUGUUCAUGUGGCUGAUGGCAAGGGCCAUCCGAUGUGUUUGGCUUGCAAGCGAGGUCAUUUGCUCAAGUGUUACUCCGAAGGCAACUUGUACCUGCAACUACGAUACUUCCAGUUCAUGUUCGAUCUACCAAAAUAUGAACAUACACUGAUUCGUAUCCCAGAUCAACGUAUUGAAGUGGCCUUUAAUGGUUUGCGUGAACAUGUUGAUAAGACAUUGAAACGUUCGGCAUUCCAAAAUGUCAAGCUAUCCGACAUCUUCCGCAAAAUGAUUCCAGCCCAGAACAAAACAACCAACGGGACCACUUUGACAGCAUAAACAAUUUCAACAUAGUCAUGUUUCAAUCAAAACACACAUGCAUUUUAGUUUUUAACGAGUAGAAUUAAGAUUAUAUUAUAUUAUUGACAAAUUUUUUCACACCAUUCGACUAUUAAAUAAUUAAAUGAAUUUACAAACAAACCACGGAAUAACAAUACAACAAUAAAUCGCAGUGGAAAUCCAUUUUUGAAGA
Molecule: messenger RNA, 5101 nt
Organism: Sitodiplosis mosellana (orange wheat blossom midge)
Lineage: Eukaryota; Metazoa; Arthropoda; Insecta; Diptera; Cecidomyiidae
Gene: DNApol-alpha180
Product: DNA polymerase alpha catalytic subunit
Exons: 9
Coding region: 325-4908 (1527 amino acids)
Biological process (GO): leading strand elongation; mitotic DNA replication initiation; DNA replication
Cellular component (GO): alpha DNA polymerase:primase complex
Molecular function (GO): DNA-directed DNA polymerase activity; DNA replication origin binding; single-stranded DNA binding
Source: RefSeq, a predicted model, not a curated record